Messenger RNA from Diachasma alloeum, 1512 nucleotides. RefSeq names its product beclin-1-like protein (gene Atg6). The transcript has 5 exons. The record is from RefSeq and is a predicted model, not a curated record. Gene Ontology annotation, biological process: cellular response to nitrogen starvation; autophagy; autophagosome assembly. Lineage: Eukaryota; Metazoa; Arthropoda; Insecta; Hymenoptera; Braconidae. The coding region runs from base 123 to 1403 and encodes 426 amino acids. Gene Ontology annotation, cellular component: phagophore assembly site; phosphatidylinositol 3-kinase complex, class III, type II; phosphatidylinositol 3-kinase complex, class III, type I.
ACGACUUUCGGAGCGUCGCAGUCAUUAUUUAUAAAUAAAGAGCAUAGGGAAAUCGGGUCGUGAGGCCUACAAUCGUCGCGAUUGGGACAUUAUUCGAACUAAAAUGGUGGAUAUAAAGAGCAAUGUCAGUUUCUCCUGUCAAAGGUGCCUCCAGCCACUCAGACUCGACUCCAGUUUCGAUCAUCUCGGGGAACAUACACUUGCUGAAUUAUCACGUAGUACCAAUCCAACAGCAUGUUGUGGGUGAGAUAGAGCCCCAGAGUGGAAGCUUGGAGCACUUGGUUCCGCCAUUCAGAUUGACUGAAUCAGCAAAUGGCACUAAUGGGUUUAUGCUCGUUGGAGAUUCGGGGGAGACUGAGAGUCUCAGCCAUCACUUGAGGGUGCGAGCUACCCUAUUCGACGUUCUGAGCAGUAGCAGUGCAGCAGACCACCCCCUGUGCGACGAAUGCACGGACAGUCUUCUGAUGCUGAUGGACCAGCAGCUACGAAUGACUGAGAGUGAGUGGUCUGACUACAACGAAUACCUGAAGAAGCUGGAGGUGGAGCAACAGCAGCACCAGGGAAACGAGUCGAUGGAGAUGGAGAACCUCACGAAGGAGUUGGCUGACGUCAAAGCCGAGGAGGAGAGGAUGAUCCAGGAGCUGGAGGCUCUGAGGAAGGAGGAGGCUGCCACCAGAAAUGCCAUUGCUGAGCAGGAGUUGGAGAGGGAGAGGCUGCAGAGCGAGGAGGAGAGGUAUUGGAGGGAGUACUCCAGGCACAGGAGGGAUCUCAUCCUCGCCGAGGAUGAAUGUCGAAGUUUGGAAUGCCAACUAGCCUAUGCCUCGUCUCAACUAGAAAGACUGAAAAAAACAAACGUGUUCAACGCAACAUUUCACAUAUGGCACUCAGGCCACUUUGGCACGAUAAAUUCGUUCAGACUGGGACGUCUCCCCACAGCCCCAGUGGACUGGAGUGAGAUCAACGCAGCUUGGGGACAAACGACGUUAUUACUCACAGCACUAGCCAGGAAGAUGAACCUGACGUUUCAACGAUUUCGUCUCGUGCCGUUUGGCAAUCACAGCUAUGUGGAGGUGCUGGAUCAGCAGAAGGAGUUGCCUCUGUAUGGGAGUGGAGGCUUCAAGUUCCUGUGGGAUACCAAGUUCGAUGCUGCCAUGGUCGCUUUUCUCGACUGUUUGCAGCAGUUCAAGGAGCAGGUGGAGAAGGGCGACAGUGGAUUUUGCUUACCUUAUAAGAUGGAUCGGGGGAAGAUCGAGGACUCUGCCACUGGGAAUUCUUAUUCUGUUAAGAUUCAAUUCAACUCUGAAGAGCAGUGGACCAAGGCACUGAAAUUUUUGCUCACGAAUCUGAAGUGGGGCCUCGCAUGGGUCAGUUCGCAGUUCUCGAAGGACGAAGCUGAACAAUAACUCUAGUUUCUCGUCCGAUCCUCUCCGAGACAGGGGAAAUGUUCUUGCUAAAUUGUACAUAUUUGUUCGUUUUCUCCUUUUUGUAAAUAAAUAAAUUUGAUCUAACGUU